AUGGCUGACCCGCUGCUCAACACGCUGUGCAGCAUCUGCCACAUCAGCACGCCCAAGUACACCUGCCCGGGCUGCAACUCGCACACCUGCUCGCUGGCAUGCAACAAGAAGCACAAAUCAUGGGCGAACUGCUCGGGCAAGCGCGACCCCACGGCCUACAUGCCCGCCUCCAAGCUCAAGACCCCGGCCGGCGUCGACCACGACUACAACUUCCUGUCCUCGAUCGAGCGCGAGCGCGAGCGCAACCAGCGCGAGAUCGUCGACGAGCGGCAGCUCUUCUCGGAAAAGGAGCUGGGCCAGCUCGACGACCCCUACAGCUUCCGCAAGCAGUGGUUCGGCGAGAACGUCCGCUUCCAUCCCGUCGGCGCCGCGCCUAGGCAGUUCGGCUCCGACGGCGAGGACAGCGACGGCGCGGACGGGGGCGGAAGUAGCAACAGGAAACACAUACCCGCCAAGGCGAGCCAGCUGACGCGCACCCUCCGCCAGCGCCUCGCCCUCGAGAACGUGGAGGUGGUGCAGAUGCCUGUCGGGAUGACGAGGCAGAGGGAGAACACGACGAGCUGGAACAGGAAGUCGAGGAGGAUCAACUGGUGCGUCGAGUGGAUCGUGUACGGCGGCGGCGGGGAGUCGGGGGAGGAGCUCAAGAAACACACGAGGAUACGACACAAGGCGCUCGAGACGACGCCGCUGUACAAGGCGCUGGGAAACUCGAUGGCGUGGUACAAGAAGGGUCACCAAGCGGACGAGGACGCUUCGGACGACGAGGAAAUCGAGAUGGCCCGAGCCGGGCGGCACAAGAAGGUCCUCAUCCGCGAGGUCAAGGAGGACAGACGACGGGGCGGUGGCGCCAUGCAGGACUGCCACUCAGCGGCAUGGCCCACGAGGGCGCAAUAUCCGACGCAGAACCCCUUCACGGGCGCCUGGGCAAGCGACGCGGCCGCGACCGCAACGUCGUGGCAGGCGGACGAGGAGGUAGACGCGCGCAGGCGUCACAGGUUCUACCUGCUGAGGCCGCUGACCGUCGCAGGCAAGCCGAGGGAGCUCAUCCCCGUCGAGGCCACCGACGGCAUGGGGGCCGCGCUGCGGGGGCGCACCGUCCUCGAGUUCCCUACCAUCUAUGUCCUUCCCCCGGAAUCGGACCCGUCCUCGACAACGGCACAGGCACCGGAAUCAUCAUCAUCCCCACCGCUGCCCGAGGGCCACAUCCUCGGCUCGACGGAGCGCCGCGCAAACAGCAAGCGACAAUCGGCCGCGGCGAAGCGGAAGGCCGGCCCCAAGGACGACAACGCGCGCCAGCAGUCUCACAAGCGCCAGGCCGUCGGCGAGGCCGGAAUCCCCGUGCGGCCAUCGGCAGCAGGUGGUGGUGGUGCCCAGCGCGGUCGGGGCGGUGCUGCUGCUGCUGCGGCGCGCGGCCGAGGCAAGGGCCGCGGUGGCCGGGUACAUUCUGCGAGGCAACAGCGGGGCGGCGACCAGGAUGCCGAGGAGGGCGAGGUCAACAGCGACGGCGACGAGGUGUUGGCGCACCCUCGGGCCCCAACAAAGUCAGCUGCGGCAGUCCGCGCGGAUACUAGUAGUAGCGACCCGGACAGCUCGAGCGACGAGGACGAAGACGUGGAUGCACGAGACGGCUUCUGGGCAUCUUCUCGGCCGCCCCAAAGGGGUGCGAUAGCCGAUGAUGAAGACGAUGGGGACGAUGGCCCGCCUGAGGAGGAAGCCACAUCUGCGCCGGCGCCGACGAACGGCAGCAUCAAGAAGCCGGGGACGGGGCUGGUGGACUAUGGGUCGGACAGCGAGGACGGGUCUGAGGAUGACGACGACGGGGACGUCGGCCUCGCGGGGCUGCAGCCCGAGAACCCGGAGCUGGUGGCCGGGGCUAUCCAGGAGAUCGUCGGGAUGCUGUCGUGA
This is a messenger RNA of Diaporthe citri, 1905 nucleotides long. RefSeq lists its product as uncharacterized. Gene Ontology annotation, cellular component: pre-snoRNP complex; nucleus. The record is from RefSeq and is a predicted model, not a curated record. Lineage: Eukaryota; Fungi; Ascomycota; Sordariomycetes; Diaporthales; Diaporthaceae. The transcript has a single exon. Gene Ontology annotation, biological process: box C/D snoRNP assembly; maturation of LSU-rRNA from tricistronic rRNA transcript (SSU-rRNA, 5.8S rRNA, LSU-rRNA); snoRNA localization. Bases 1 to 1905 code for a protein of 634 amino acids.